GCAAUUAAAAGCCGAAAAAUUAAAGAAUGACCCUGGUGCGGAAAUAUCUGAUGAUGAUGGGAACGAGGAUAAAUAUGUUGACGAAGUGGACAUGCCAGGACCUAAAGUGGAUUCAAAACAACGUAUUACAGUACGUAACGUGAAGAUACCGCCAAGUACCUCCGUAAUUUGGAUCCUAAUUCGGCCUAUUAUGACCCCAAAACCAGAUCCAUGCGGCACAAUCCAAAUCCACAAGUACCAGCAGAAGAGUCAGAGUUUGACGGUGAAAAUUUUGUUCGCUUUACCGGAGACACCACAAAACACGCUGGUGCUCAAUUGUUCGCAUGGGAGGCUCAUGGUAAGGGGGUCGAUGUUCAUUUAUUGGCUGAACCUACUAAGCUGGAGCUGUUACGAAAAUAAGAAGGAACAAUUCAAAUCAAGUACGAAGGAACAUAUUGUGGAAAAUUAUGGCGGGGAAGAACCAAGCACCACCUAA
Glossina fuscipes is the source of this 475-nucleotide messenger RNA. Its product is annotated as pre-mRNA-splicing factor Slu7-like. Bases 92 to 475 code for a protein of 127 amino acids. The transcript is spliced from 4 exons. The record is from RefSeq and is a predicted model, not a curated record. NCBI's taxonomy places the organism in Eukaryota, Metazoa, Arthropoda, Insecta, Diptera, Glossinidae.